CACACACCAAAAAUAUAUAAUCAAAAGAAAAAAAUACAAAAAGAAAUAAACCAGAAAAAGGCGAAAAGAAAUAUUGUUCAACAAGUCAAACGAGUUCUUUUGGCUCGCUUUGGCCGUGUGGCCAGCAGCAGCAGCAGCUACAACAACAACAACAACAACAACAACAUCAGCAACAACAACAUCAGCAACAACAACAAAUCGACUCAACAUCGCAUUUGGUGGCAGUGGCAGGCAGCAAGUUUUGUUGUUUGCGCCUUUGGUGAAAAAUAUUGACAGCAUUUAGCCACAAAAUCCCAAAAUGGCGCCUGCUGCUGGACGUAGCGUAAGGCAUACGCAGUCGGUGAUAUGCGAUUAGCGUGAUGUUGGGUUCUUAUCACGCAGCAGCAACAACACGAAGAAUACCCAAACGCAGACAAACUGAAACAGCGAAAGCAACUGAAAGCCCCAAAAAACCCAACGAGAUGCAUACGAGUUCGAGCUACAGCUCGAGUGCGAGUUCUGUGAACUCCAAUAACAACAACAACAUCAUCAUCUGCAGAAGCAGCAAAGCAAACACAAGCCGGCGUGCCACGCCCAGAACGCCUCAGAAAGAUUACACAAUGUUUCACAGAUGCCGGCGACGCAACCGGCACAGCUCAAGGUCAAGUUUACCCGCCAUCAACAGUAACAAUAACAUGAGCUGGACGCUGUUCUGGCUGCUCCUAGUCUCCUGCAGCCAACUGUUCGGCUGCAGUGCAGCGGGCAGCGCGGGGGACAAGCAGCAGCACGAACGUCGUCUGGAGGUCUUUGAGGGCGUGCCUAUUGGCCAUCAGAUUGGCUAUAUUGGUGACUUUGACAGCAUUGACAGCGGUCCGCCCUACAUCAUAGUCGCCAAUCCCGGCGUCGAAACGGAUCUGGCCAUUGAUCACAUCUCAGGCGAAAUACGCACCAAGGUACGGCUGGACAGGGAGACCCGUGCCUCCUAUGGCCUGGUGGCCAUACCCAUGAGUGGGUUAAAUGUGCGCGUUGUGGUCAUCGUGCGGGAUGAGAACGACAAUGCGCCCACGUUCCCACAGCCCGCCAUGCACAUCGAGUUCCCGGAGAAUACGCCGCGCGAGGUGAAGCGCACGCUGCUCCCAGCGCGAGAUUUGGACCUAGAGCCGUACAACACGCAAAGGUAUAAUAUUGUGUCCGGCAAUGUGAACGACGCCUUUCGCCUAUCCUCGCAUCGGGAACGUGACGGCGUGCUCUACCUCGAUCUGCAGAUCAGCGGAUUCUUGGACAGGGAAACAACGCCCGCGUAUAGCCUGCUGAUAGAAGCUCUGGACGGUGGCACCCCGCCGCUGCGUGGACUCAUGACCGUCAACAUAACCAUACAGGAUGUGAAUGACAAUCAGCCCAUUUUCAAUCAGAGUCGGUAUUUUGCCACCGUGCCGGAGAACGCGACCGUGGGCACCAGUGUGCUGCAGGUUUAUGCCUCCGAUACGGAUGCGGAUGAGAAUGGACUCGUGGAGUAUGCGAUCAAUCGCAGGCAGAGCGACAAGGAGCAAAUGUUUCGCAUUGAUGCGCGCACGGGCGCUGUGUACAUCAAUAAGCCGCUGGACUUUGAGACCAAGGAGCUGCACGAGCUGGUCGUCGUGGCCAAGGAUCAUGGCGAGCAGCCACUCGAGACGACUGCAUUUGUGUCCAUACGCGUUACGGAUGUCAAUGACAAUCAGCCCACAAUAAAUGUUAUAUUCCUCAGCGAGGAUGCCUCGCCCAAAAUCUCGGAAUCGGCACAGCCGGGCGAGUUCGUGGCACGCAUUUCCGUGCACGACCCCGACUCCAAGACGGAAUACGCCAACGUGAAUGUCUCGCUGAAAGGCGGCGAUGGCCACUUCGCACUGACCACGCGCGACAAUAGCAUCUACUUGGUCAUAGUCAAUCUUCCGCUGGACCGCGAGGCAACCUCCAAUUACACGCUGAGCGUGGUGGCCACGGACAAGGGCACGCCGCCGUUGCAUGCCAGCAAGUCGAUCUUUCUGCGCGUCACCGACGUCAACGACAAUGCGCCCGAGUUCGAACAGGAUGUGUACCAUGCGAAUGUCAUGGAGGUGGCCGAUCCGGGCACCUCGGUGCUGCAAGUGCUGGCCCGCGAUCGGGACGAGGGCACCAAUGCAGCCUUGAGCUACGCCCUGGCCGAUACGCCCGACACUCAUGCUCAAUGGUUUCAGAUUGAUGCCCAGACUGGGCUGAUUACCACCCGUUCGCACAUCGACUGCGAGACGGAGCCGGUGCCACAGCUGACGAUCAUUGCACGGGAUGGCGGCCAACCCCCACUCAGCUCCACGGCCACGGUGCUGGUCACCAUACACGAUGUCAAUGAUAACGAACCGAUCUUCGAUCAGAGUUUUUACAAUGUGUCCGUCGCCGAGAACGAGCCCGUGGGCAGGUGUAUACUCAAGGUCUCGGCCAGCGAUCCGGAUUGCGGCGUCAAUGCCAUGGUCAACUAUACGCUCGGCGAGGGCUUCAAGCAUCUGACCGAAUUCGAGGUGCGUUCCGCCUCGGGUGAGAUUUGCAUUGCCGGCGAACUGGACUACGAGCGCCGCAACAGCUACGAGUUUCCCGUGCUGGCCACCGAUCGCGGCGGCCUGAGCACCACGGCCAUGAUCAAGCUGCAGCUGACGGACGUCAACGAUAAUCGACCCGUGUUCUAUCCUCGCGAGUAUAAUGUAUCGCUGCGUGAGUCGGGACCGGCACAGGCUGGCGGCACGCCCAUGCCCAUUGUGGCCGUGGUGGCCACGGAUCCGGAUGCUGGCAGUUUUGGUCAGGUGUCGUAUCGCAUUGUGGCCGGCAAUGAGGCGGGCAUCUUUCGCAUCGAUCGCGCCAGCGGCGAGAUCUUUGUCAUACGGCCGGACAUGCUGUCGGUGCGUACCCAGGCAAUGCACAUGCUCAACAUCUCGGCCACUGACGGCGGCGGCCUGCGCACCAGCACCGAUGCUGUCGUCUUCCUUAGCAUCAUCGAUGCGCAGCAACGACCGCCGAUCUUCGAGAAGGCCCGCUACAACUAUUACGUGAAGGAGGAUGUGCCACGCGGCACAGUCGUCGGCUCCGUGAUAGCCACCAGCAGUGACACGGCUCAACGCAGUCCGGUGCGCUACUCUAUAUACUCGGGCGAUCCGGAUGGAUACUUUAGCAUUGAGCCUACCUCGGGCAAUAUACGGAUUGCCCAUCCGCUGGACCAUGAGGCGAAGGCGCAGGUUCUGCUCAAUAUACAGGCGACCAGCGGGGAGCCACCCGUCUACGGGCACACGCAGGUGAACAUCGAGGUGGAGGAUGUCAAUGAUAAUGCGCCCGAGUUCGAGACGAGCAUGGUACGGAUUUCGGUGCCCGAGAAUGCCGAGCUGGGCGCACCGCUGUUCGCGGCCCAUGCCCAUGACAAGGACUCGGGCAGCAGCGGCCAGGUGACCUACAGCCUCAAGGGUAAUGCCACCCAGCAGCAUGUUAAGGCACUGGCAGCCGGCUCCGCGCCGCUCUUCGCUAUCGAUGCACGCUCAGGCCACCUGGUGCUAUCGCGACAUCUCGACUAUGAGACGGCGCAGCGGCACUCGUUAAUAGUGACGGCCACCGAUGCCGGAUUGCCGCCUCUCUCUGCGGAUCUCUCGAUACUCGUCGAUGUCCAGGACGUCAACGACAAUCCGCCCGUCUUUGAGCGCGACGAGUAUGCGGUGAAUGUGUCCGAAUCUCGAGCCAUCAAUGCGCAGAUCAUCCAGGUGAAUGCCAGCGAUCUGGACACGGGCAACAAUGCGCGCAUCACCUACCGCAUUGUAGAUGCGGGCACGGACAAUGCCAGCCAGAGCCUGGCGAGCGUUGGCGGCGGCGGCUCAGAUGCCGAUCUUGCCCAGCAUUUUGGCAUCUUUCCCAACUCCGGCUGGAUUUAUUUGCGCGCCGCUCUCGACAGAGAGAGCCGCGAUCGCUAUGAGCUAACUGUUUUGGCUACCGACAAUGGCACACCGGCGGCACAUGCACGAGCUCGUGUGCUCGUUCGUGUGCUGGACGCAAACGAUAAUGAUCCGAAGUUUCAGCGGGAGAGCUACGAGUUCCGGAUUGAGGAGAAUCUGCGACGCGGCGCUGUUGUGGGCGUUGUCAGUGCCAGCGAUGCGGAUCUGGGCGAGAAUGCGGCCAUACGCUACAGCCUGCUGCCAGCGAAUUCCAGCUUUCAGGUGCAUCCCGUCACAGGCGAGAUAAGCACACGCGAGCCGCUGGAUCGGGAAAUGCGCGAACUAUACGAUCUGAUGGUGGAGGCACGGGAUCAGGGCACACCGACGCGCAGUGCCCGGGCACCGGUGCGUGUCCAUGUGACAGACGUGAAUGACAAUGCGCCGGAGAUAGCCGAUCCGCAGGAGGAUGUGGUUAGCGUGCGCGAGGAGCAGCCACCGGGCACCGAGGUGGUGCGCAUACGCGCCAUCGAUCGCGAUCACGGCCAGAAUGCAUCCAUCAACUAUUCGCUGCUGAAGGGUCGUGACUCGGAUGGCCACGGCCUGUUCAGCAUUGAUGCCAACACGGGCCUGAUUCGCACACGCGUCAUGCUCGACCAUGAGGAGCGCAGCAUCUACCGCUUGGCGGUGGCCGCCACCGAUGGCGGCAAUCCGCCCAAACAGACGCUGCGAAUGCUGCGCGUCGAGGUGCUCGAUCUGAAUGACAAUCGGCCAACGUUCACCAGCUCCAGCCUGGUCUUCAGGGUACGCGAGGAUGCGGUCGUUGGUCAUGUGGUGGGCUCGAUUAGUCCCAAUGAGCGCAGUGCGGAACUGCCGCCAGUUAAUGGCAACAGCCUGGACGAGCUGGGUGACCAGCUGUGCGUCACAUACACGCUGAAUCCGCUGAGCAAGGAUUUGAUUGAGGGCGCCUUUGACAUAGACAGGAAUACGGGCAAUCUGGUUGUGGCCCGCCAGCUUGAUCGUGAGCUGCAGUCGGAAUUUCGCCUUGAGAUACGCGCCCUGGACACCUCGGCCAGCAAUAAUCCGCAGAGCAGCGCCAUAACCGUCAAGAUCGAGGUGGCCGAUGUGAACGAUAAUGCGCCCCGCUGGCCCAAAGAUCCCAUUGAACUGGAGGUUAGCGAAUCGCUGCCAGUUGGCGCCAUUCUGCACAACUUUACGGCCACCGAUGCGGACUCCGGCACCAACGGGGAGCUGCAGUAUCGUCUGCUGCGCUAUACGCCGCAACUAAACGAGAGCUUGGAACAGAUCAGCCCACUGUUUGCCCUGGACUCGCUCACGGGCUCGCUGAGCCUGCAGGCGCCUCUGGACUUUGAAUCGUUGCAGGAAUAUCUGCUCAUUGUACAGGCUCUGGAUCAAUCCUCGAAUGUCACAGAACGCCUGCAGACCUCGGUCACGGUGCGGCUGCGCAUACUGGAUGCCAACGACAAUGCACCACAAUUUGUGGUGCCCAGCAGAAGUGCAGGUGGUGCAGCCACAGUCUAUGUGAGCGAUGCCACGCGCAUUGGCGAACUGGUCACCCACAUUGUGGCCGUGGAUAGCGAUGCCGGCGAGAACGGACGCAUCAGCUACGACAUUGUCAGCGGCAAUGGCGAAGGACGCUUUCGCAUUAAGCCACAGUCGGGCAUCAUUGAGCUGGCCAAGACGCUGCCACCGGCCUCCGAGCAGCUGGACAAGACCGGCAGAUUUAUGCUGACAAUCCGUGCCAGCGAUCAUGGCGCUCCCACAGCCCAGCAGACAACGCUCAGCCUGCAAUUGCUGGUGCAGGGCAGCCACAGCAAUCCGCCCAGAUUUCUGCAGGCCGUUUACCAGGCAACCAUCCUGGAGAACGUGCCCAGCGGCAGCUUUGUGCUGCAGGUGGCCGCCAAAGCCUUUCAUGGAGCGGACAACGCAAAUCUCAGCUACGAAAUACCAACGGGGGUGGCCGCUGAUCAUUUCCAUGUGGAUUGGCAACGCGGCAUUGUGACGACACGCGGCCAGUUCGAUCGUGAGACCCAUUCCCAGUACACACUUCCCAUUUAUGUGCGGGAUGCAAAUCGCAUGGCUGCCACGCCCACAAGCGCAAUACGCAAACAACGCUCCUCGGAGAGCAACUCGGAGCCGGCAAGUGGACAGCAUUUCGAUGUGGCCACGCUGAUCAUCACCAUUGGCGAUGUCAAUGACAAUGCCCCCGAGUUCCGACCCGGCGCGUGCUACGGUCUAUCCGUGCCGGAAAACAGCGAAUCCUCCGUCAUUCACACGGUGGUGGCUAGUGAUUUGGACGAGGGCGCCAAUGCGGAGAUCGUUUAUAGUAUUAUUGGUAGGUUUCGCUUGACGGUGAAUCUCUUAUUUGACAUAGAUCUAAGCCAAGUUCUUCUGUUCUCUCUCUUGCGCACAGGCGGGAAUUUGGGCAAUAAGUUCAACAUUGAUGCACGCACGGGAGAGCUGAGCGCCCGCUCCUUGGAUCGUGAGCAACACGCUCGCUACACGCUGCAGCUGCAGGCCUCGGACCGGGGUCAACCUAUCACCCAACAGGGUCAUUGCAAUAUCAGUGUCUUUGUCGAGGACCAGAAUGAUAAUGAGCCGCGCUUUGAGCUAUCCAAGUAUAUGGCCAGUGUGCCGGAGGACGCAGCGAUUGGCAGCAGUGUGUUGAGCAUUAAGGCCAGCGAUGCGGAUCUUGGUGUCAACUCCAGACUGGUCUACUCCCUGGCCAAUGAGACGCAAUGGCAGUUUGCCAUCGACAGCAAAAGUGGUCUGAUUACAACUGUGGGCAAACUGGAUCGCGAGCUGCAGUCGAGCUAUAGCUUCAUGGUGCUGGCAACCGAUUGUGGACGCUAUGAGGUUCGUUCCGGCAGCGUUGCCGUGCAGAUCAAUGUGCUGGACAUCAACGACAACAAGCCCAUCUUCGAGCGUUAUCCCUACAGUGGGCAGGUGGCGGCGCUCAUUCAGCCGGGCCAGACGCUGCUCAAGGUGCAAGCGCACGACGCGGACCAAGGCGCCAAUGGCGAGCUGCUCUAUGCCCUGAAGGCGGAUAGCACAUUGACAACGCCAGCCAUGCGCAGCAAGUUUCGCAUUAAUCCCAACACGGGCGCCCUGAGUGCAACCCAAAGCCUGGCCAGCGAAACGGGCCGCCUGCUGCAGCUUGAGGUUAUUGCGCGCGACAAGGGAAAUCCACCGCAAAGCAGCGUUGGUCUUAUCGAGCUGCUGGUGGGUGAGCCCAACCCGGUAGCGCCAGCUCUGCACUUCCAGAACGAAACGUAUCGCACCAAGCUGCGCGAGAACUCACCCGCAGGCACACGGCUGCUUCAUGUGGCCGCCGUGCGCAGCGAUGGCCGCCGCCAAAAGCUGAACUUCUCAUUCGGCGCGGGCAAUGAUGAGGGCAUAUUUACGCUAGAUGCCGGCACAGGUGAGAUACGUGUAGCCAAUCCUCAGCUGCUGGACUACGAUCGCUAUGCCACGCCCACUCUGGCACCGCUUAGUCGCGGACGCGCCAUGCACUACGAGCAGACGGAGCAGACAGAACAGACGGAGCAACACCAGCCCGACAAUACGAACAGUUCGCGCAGUCAACGCGCCUUGGCCCAAUCCUCGUUCGCCCUGGCUGCCACGCAGCCACACGAGCUCCGUUUGGUGUUGGUGGCACGCACCACGGAGGCACCUUUCCUGUCUAGCUACGCGGAGCUGGUGGUUGAGCUGGAGGAUGAGAACGACAAUAGCCCGCAGUUCUCGCAGCGCCAGUUCGUGGCCACCGCCUGGGAGGGCAACAGCAAGGGCACCUUCGUGGCCCAGGUGCAGGCCUUCGAUGCCGACGAGGGCGCAAAUGCCCGGCUCCGAUAUCAUAUUGUGGACGGCAACCAUGACAACGCGUUUGUCAUCGAGCCCGCCUUCAGCGGCAUUGUCAGAACGAACAUUGUGCUGGACCGCGAAAUCCGUGAUGUCUACAGUCUGAAGAUCAUUGCCACGGACGAGGGUGUGCCCCAGAUGACGGGCACCUCAACGAUACGCGUCCACAUCGUGGACGUCAACGACAACCAGCCCACGUUUCCGCCCAACAAUGUGGUCAGCGUCAGCGAAGCCACCGAAUUGGGCGCCGUAAUAGCCUCGCUGUCGGCCAACGAUGUGGACACCUACCCGACGCUGACCUAUCGCUUGGGCAGCGAUUCCGCCGUGGAAAUGGAGAACCUGUCGCUCUUCGGCCUGGAUCGCUACAGUGGUAAGCUGGUGUUAAAGCGCCGCCUGGACUACGAGCAGCAGCAAGAGUACCAAUUGGAGAUCAUAGCAUCCGAUGCGGCGCAUGAGGCACGCACCACGCUAACGGUGCGCGUGACCGAUGAGAAUGACAAUGCGCCCCGUUUUCUAGCCGAGCGGCCGCCCGCCUACUUUGCCCUGCUGCCCGCCGCAACGGAGCUGCUGGAGAGCAGCUCCUCCAUGGACGUGGAGCUGCUGUCGGUGAACGCCACAGAUGCGGACGCAGAGGGUCGCAACUCGCAACUCAGCUACCACAUCGAGCCACCUUUGGCUGGGUUCAGCAUACACGCCACAACGGGCGUGGUCUCGGUCAACAUAAGCCAGCUGUCAGCGGCAGUGUCCAGCAGCGGCGACUACUUCCUCAGCAUUGUGGCACGGGAUGCGGGCAAGCCCCAGCUAAGCGGCAACACGCUGCUGCGCGUGCAGCCCGGCGACAGCGGCUCGGGCCGACAGCAGUUCCAGCAGACCCAGUACCGUGCACAGAUUAGCGAGGCAGCACCGUUGGGCGCGGUGGUGCUGCAGCUGGGACACGAUGUCAGGGAUCAGGCGUUUAGCAUAGCCGCGGGCAACGAGGAACAGGCCUUCGAGCUGCUGCCCAACAAGGCGCUCGUGCUGGUCAAGCCGCUGGAUCGCGAGCGCAACGAUCUUUACAAGCUGCAGCUGCAGCUGAGCCAAGCAGGCAACACGGCCAGCUCCAGCUCUAGCUCGAAUUCCAGCGCAGGCAUCACGGUGUUUGUCAGCGUGCUGGACGCCAAUGAUAAUGCUCCCAUCUUUGAUCCCAGCGCCAAGUAUGAGGCAGAGAUAAGCGAACUGGCGCCGCUGCGCUACUCGAUUGCCCAGCUGGUCGCGAUAGAUGCGGAUCAGGAGAAUACGCCCAACUCGGAGGUGGUCUACGACAUCAGUUCCGGCAAUGAUGAGCACAUGUUCACCAUCGAUCUGGUCAGCGGCGUGCUGUUCGUGAACAAUCGCCUGGACUACGAUAGCGGCGCCAUUAGCUACGAGCUGAUCAUACGCGCCUGUGAUAGCCAUCAACCGCGUCCGCUGUGCAGCCUGCAGAGAUUCCAACUGUCGCUGCACGACGAGAACGACAAUGCGCCGCAAUUUCCGCUUGGCGAGUACGUUCACUUUCUGGCCGAGAACGAACCGCUGGGAAGCUCCGUGUUUCGCGGCCAGGCCAGCGAUCUGGAUCGCGGCGCCUUUGGCCAGCUGAACUAUAGUCUGGUGCCGGCCGACGACGUCGACGACGACAGCUCGUGGCGUCUGUUUCGCGUGGAUGCCGUCACGGGCAUUGUCAGCUCCGCGGCGGUGUUCGACUACGAGCAGCGGCAACGCUAUCAUCUACAGUUGCGAGCCAGCGAUAUGGGCGGCAGAAGUGCGCGGGUGGCGGUGCGCAUCGAGAUCGAGUCACGGGACGAGUUCACGCCGCAGUUCACGGAGCGCACCUAUCGCUUUGUGCUGCCGGCAUCCGCUGCGCUGCCGCUGGGCUUUGUCGUUGGCCAGGUGACGGCCACAGAUGCCGAUAGCGGUGCGGACGGUCGUGUGGUUUACCAAUUAAGCGCACCGCACAGCCACUUCAAGGUGAAUCGCAGCAGCGGCGCGGUCCUGAUCAAAAGGAAGCUCGACGACAGCCUCAUCGACGAUGGCCGCGAUAUCAGUCUGGUGAUCUCGGCCUCCUCGGGCCGGCACAACUCGCUGACCAACAUGACUGUCGUCGAGAUCGCCCUCGAUCCGCUGGCACAUCCCAACACGAAUCUGGCAUCGAUUGGCAGCGCCGGGGGAGCUGCUGGCGCGGGCGCAGCUGGUGCGGGCGGCUCAAGCGGUGGGCCAAGCGAUUGGAUUGUGGCUCUGCUGGUCACGCUGCUGCUCAUCCUGUGCGCCGCCGCCGGCAUCUUUCUGUUCAUCCACAUGCGCAGUCGACGGCCACGCAACGCGGUCAAGCCGCAUCUCAGCAGCGAGACGGUCGGCGUGGGCAACUCCAACAGCUAUGUGGAUCCGAGUGCGUUUGACACAAUGCCCAUACGUGGUGGCGGCAGCGGAAUGACGGCUGCGGGCGGUGGUGCCGGUGGUGGUGCCGUGGCCUCGGGUCAGUUCGCGCCACCCAAAUACGAUGAGAUACCGCCGUUUGGACCGCAUGCGGGCAGUUCGGGCGCAGCGACCACAUCAGAGCUAUCCGGCUCGGAGCAGUCGGGCUCGAGUGGACGCGGCUCGGCGGAGGAUGAUGGCGAGGAUGAGGAGAUACGCAUGAUUAACGAGGGGCCGUUGAGUCAUCGUGCCGGCGCCGGCGCCGGCAGCGACGACGGACGCAUAUCGGACAUUUCGGUGCAGAACACACAGGAGUAUCUGGCACGCCUGGGCAUUGUUGAUCACGAUCCCAGCGGUGGCGGCGGCACUGGCGGCGCCUCCAGCAUGGCCGGUUCCAGUCACCCCAUGCCCAUGACCAUGCCCAUGCCUACGCUGCACAUGUUCGAUGCGGACGAGACGGCGCGCUCGGACAUCACGAAUCUGAUCUACGCCAAGCUGAACGAUGUGGCCGGCGGCGCCGGCUCCGAACGUGGCAGCAGCGCAGACGACGCAGCCACAACGGCGGGCAGCAUCGGCACCGUCGGACAUGGUCAUGGACACGGAGUAAUGGCCAGCUACGGCGAGGUGCCCGUUCCGGUGCCCGUUGUGGUUGGCGGCAGCAAUGUCGGCGGAUCGCUCAGCUCGAUUGUGCACAGCGAGGAGGAGCUGACGGGCAGCUACAACUGGGACUAUCUGCUCGACUGGGGGCCGCAGUACCAGCCGCUGGCGCACGUCUUCUCCGAGAUAGCAAGACUGAAGGACGACACCAUGUCGGAGCAUAGCGGUCACAGCGGCAGCGGCGCCUCGUCCAGCGCCAAGAGCAAGCAAUCGCUGGCCCACUCCUCGCACUCCUCGGCCGGCGCCGGCAGCGUGGUGCUGAAGGCACCACCUGCGCACAUCCCACCGCCGCUGCUGACGAACGUGGCACCGCGGGCGAUCAAUCUGCCCGCGCUGGGCAAUGCGGUGGGUGGGCUGCGUCUGCCGCCGCAUCUCAGCAUGUCCGGGCUGCCGCGUUCGCCCAUUGGGCACGAGGCCAGCGGCGGCUUCAGCACCUCCUCGGCCAUGUCACCGUCGUUUUCACCUUCGCUCUCGCCGCUGGCCACGCGCUCGCCGUCGAUUUCGCCGCUGGGCGGGCCGGCCACCCACAUGUCGCAUGUCUCGCUGCCGCGCCACGCCCCACAGCCAAGCCAGCGCGCCAAUGUGGGCACACGUAUGUGAACCAGGAACCAGGAACUGCAGCCGCAAUCCUCCCCCCAAAAUCUGUGUGAUCACCAUUUAGAGUUUAGCAUAGCGUACUUAGUUCUAGUUAGUGCCAGAGACUUGAAUUUGAAUGGAGCGCAGCUGCACAUGCAUAGUAUUACUUGCACCACACCACCCUCACACACACACACACAUAUACAUCAACACACAUACAUGCACACGCACAUACGCACACUUACAUACAUAUAAAUAUGCACACACAACAGGGUCUCAGCAACUUAUUAAUUUACAGCUUAAAGGCAUAAGUUGCUUAAAUCGCGUUGCCAACUAUAGCUAACAAUUGUGUACACGUUGCCAAAUAUAACAAUUGUGUAGAAGUUGCCAACUUCAGCAUAAAAAUACCAUACUAAAAUUUGAUUUUUAAUUAAACAUAUAAAAGUCUGUGCAUGGCAAUCACAUUUAAGUGUUGGCAACGCACGAUCAGUAUCAUAGUUGGCAACACGAUUCAAGCAAUUGACAAUUGCCAAGUUCGUCGAUUUUUGUUUAAAUUGUGCCCAUGAAUUUUGUUCUUAUAUUUAAAUCAAUUCGGCUGUUAACUCUUUAAGUCGUCUGCGACAAAAGUAAACAUAUUAAAUUAAGUUCUACAAAUGUCAGGCAUGCCUUUGAUGCCGCAUUCUAUCACAGCGUGUUGCUGGGAACUCAUUAGCCAGAUCAACAUACCAACAUAUUUAAACACACGGACACACACCAACAUGCACACACACUCACACGCACACACACACAUUAGUUGUUGUAUGUAAUGUAUAUAUAGCAUAUGUACGAUUGUAGUAGUAAACGACCACAAAGCCAACAAAGACUCUCUGAUAAAUACGCUUGGUUGGCCGCCUCGAAGCGCCAACGGGCCCCAACAGACAAAAAGCCAAGCCAGCCAUAAGUUGUAAGCAUUUCUUAAAAGCUAAAAGAUACAGAAAUAAAAAAAAAAAAAAAAAACAAGAACGAAAAACGAAAUAAAAAUAAACGUAGACCUUAACGUAGUACGUAAUAAGUAGUACGUAAAACGUAGAGUUAAGCAUAGGAACUAAACUAGUUUUUCGCAGCGACGCAUCGCAUUGCAUCGCAACGAAAGGAAACGCGACUAAACGAACCAAGUGCACUUAAACCAUUAAACAUUACCAUUUAGAAUCGAACAAGAAGAAGAAUAAGCAAGGCUCGCUCGCAUGUCUGCCUCCAUUCCCCAUUCCCCAUUCCCCUUACCCAUGCCCCAUACCCCAUACCCAUAAUAUCGCGCAUUAUCAAAAUAAAGAGAAUAAUCAACUGAGAUACCGAGAAUUGCGGAGAAAGAGUGUAGAGUGUUGUGUCAGGGGAGGAAUUUGUAAAAAGUUGUUUUUAGUAAUCAUUGGAGAGCCCUUGUAAAUGUUUUUCCACACGAAGAGCUUACAUAUAUACCAUAUAUAUAUAUACGGUAUACGAUUAACGAUAUUUGUUUUACGAUAUUCGAUUUUAAGUUUAGGCUCCUAAGCUGUAGUUAGUUUCUUAGUUAUUUUUCACUUUAUGUGUGAUGCUACUUAUGUAAUUGCCUUACGAUCUAGCAAAGCUGUAAAAAUUAAAAAUCUAAAUAAAAAUAUAUAUACUUUGUAUUGCCCAUUAGAUCGUUAGCAUUAUGUUUAAGCCUUAGCUGUUAAUAGCGAAAGAAAAUCAAAAAAUAAAUACAAAAUAUACUAAAAAAAAAUAAAAAUUACAAAAAUACAAGCCAAGUUCUUGCUUCUUACAAA
Molecule: messenger RNA, 13213 nt
Organism: Drosophila virilis
Lineage: Eukaryota; Metazoa; Arthropoda; Insecta; Diptera; Drosophilidae
Source: RefSeq, a predicted model, not a curated record